Molecule: messenger RNA, 1281 nt
Organism: Mesocestoides corti
Lineage: Eukaryota; Metazoa; Platyhelminthes; Cestoda; Cyclophyllidea; Mesocestoididae
Source: the annotation of a GenBank genome assembly
AUGUCUGCGCUCUCAUAUCCGUCGCCUGUAGAAUACCCGAGCCCUAGUAGGAAAAAGACCGGUACAACAGAACAGGCUUUAUUGACCAAUCAGAGGCCAGAGCCACGCGUCAGGCGCCUUCCAUCCGAGUCCACCACGCUGGCCACGCCGCUCAUUAUAUAUUGCAUCUCAUCCAUGUCCUUCUCUGGUUGGCUGCUUAUCUUCCUCGCAUGCCAUUGGAACACAAAGAGACACAGGAUUGGCUACGGCCAGGUGAUCCAACAUGUCUGCGCCCUAAUCCGACGCCACUGUAGGUUUCGGCCCCAUGGUAUAGUGAGGAAGAGAAUGAGACAAGAUGAUUUUUCUUUAAUAAAGGAUGAAACUCGCAACGCUGGUCUGAAUCUGGUCAGUCCGUAUAGGGAAAACAGGGGGUUUAUAUAUCCUAGUUCGGUUCUUCCUGUUCUCCCAUUGGUCCGUCCCACGUCGCUACAAUGGAGACAGAAAACUCGUGAGCGGAUUGGCUCUCAGCCUCCGGCGCGUAAUUCAGUGCCCGCACGUCACCACGCAGCCGGAAGUCGCACCACCGGUCAUGUGAUGUCGCCUCCGCGCCGUGCUCACACCGUCACCAAUAUGGCUGCCGCCUGUCAUUCCGCUACACCACACUGCCUCCCCCUUAGGAGUGAAGCUGUCCUCAGCUUCUGGCUUGGUUCACCGCACUGUUGUCGAGAUCCAGUGUUGGUAAAAUAUCCAGUUCGACACUCCCCGCACCCCACAUCUGGCAGGAAGGACUCAUCAUCCAUUGAAGGUCCAUUCGCAGAUGCAGUCCAGCUGGCUUUCACUGUCCAAGUCGUCGUCGCUGAAUUGCCAAGCCUCUUCAGAUGCAGUAUUCCUAAUCCCGGGCAAUGGCUAUGGAUCCAGUUUAUUGGACAUCGGACGACCGCCAUGACAACUCCAGCUGGCAUUCAGGGGUCUUUGCCUGUGUUGACCAUAGAAGAGAAAGGGCUGGGGUUCGAUUUGCGUUAUUCGAACGCAUCCGCUGCCACCAUUGUAGAAUACCCGAGCCCUAGUAGGAAAAAGACCGGUAAAACAGAACAGGCUUUAUUGACCAAUCAGAAGCCAGAUCCAUGCGUCAGGCGCCUUCCAUCCGAGUCCACCACGCUGGCCACGCCACUCAUUAUAUACUGCAUCUCAUCCGUGUCCUUCUCUGGUUGGCUGCUUAUCUUCCUCGCAUGCCAUUGGAACACAGAGAGACACAGGAUUGGCUACGGCCAGGUGGUCCAACAUGUCUGCGCCCUGAUCUGA